AUGGCGGACAAAGGCAUGUUAAAACGUAUAUCGUUAUCCUCAAAAAGUCGAGCAAGUUUUCCUUCUGGGAGUGUCGGAUCACCUACUACUGUUCCCAGUGUUGGCGUUGUGCCUGGCUGUAGCAAACCUCCCCUUGUAAAGCCGGCAUUGGUUAGCAACAUAUCUUCGCCAGGGUCACCUGAUCAGUCCGUUCUAGUGCCACACAUCAAAACAACUGAAAAUUCAAAAGUUUUGCCAAAAUAUACAACUGUCCUUGCAAACACUACAGAGGAUCUGAUACCAGCAGAAGAUUUAGAUACGAUUCAACUUGAACUGGAGUUGCUUCUUUCGACGGUAGCUCUGAGAUCGCGUGUGUUGAAAACCGAACUAGAAACUAUUGACAAAGCUGAUGAAAAACGUGAGCGCAAAGGGAAACAUCUAGAAAGAGCACCUGCCUCGCCAGGCAAACGAAAACGUUUGGAUGAGAAACAGAAGCUUCGUGAGAAUGCAGGGAAAAUGAUUGGCCAUCAAAUAAAACUGUCAAAAAUAAAGCAUUCUACCACUCUUGUGCCUCCGUCUCCGGCACCUUCUCAAAACACUGACGACAGCAUGGAUGCAGUCCCCUUCUUGCCACAAAAUCAUCAUCUACAACAUUUGAGCAGCGAUAGUAGCAAACCAAUUCUUCCAAAAAAUGACACACCUAACAAAUUUUGGCUGUCUGUAGAACCAUACUGCAUGCCAAUUUCCCACGAGGAUUUAAAACUUUUAGACGACUUACUAGAGGAAUACUCCGGUCCACUGAUUCCUCCGAUACCAGAGCUUGGACCGCACUAUAGUACACAAUGGGCUGCAGAUGAUAUAAAGGAAGAACAAGAUGGCGUAGCAAAUUCUCUUGGGUCCAAGUCAAAAUCUAAAACUCUCACCAAUGGAGAUGUCGGUAAAAAGGAAAAAAUAAUGGGCGAAGGAAUUACCGGCCCUCUAACACAACGGCUCGUUUCUGCACUAAUGGAGGAGAACCUACAUCCUGAUGGUAACAGCACUAGUAACGAGAAUAGCAAUUGCAGUUCUGAUAUAAUGCAUAGUAUCAACGCCCGUAGUGCCGUUGCACUGCUAAAGAAUGGAAUUAGUAUUGAACGCCGGCUUCGAAAAGAGUUGAUAGAGCAAGGAAUUCUUGAUGCAGAUGAUAUGCCAAAAAGUCAACAAGAUGAUGAAAUUCUUUCCGAGAUAAAUCGUGUCCGCACAGAGUUGGCUGUUAUUGCAGAAUAUAAUUCAAACGAAAUUCGUAAACUGCAGUCAAUGGCAAAAGAUGAGAUGAAGCGCAUCGAAGUCAAACGAAAAUUGGAUCGAGUUGAUCAAGAGAUAAUGGACUCAUAUCAAAAAGUUAUUGCCGCCAGACUUAAACGACGACCAUUGACCAAACAGGAAAGGGAUGAAGUGUACCGGUUAACUGAGGAACAGAAACGUCUCUCUGAUCAAUUGGAGCUAAUGCCAGUUCAUGGUCCGUUCGGCAGAAACUACUGAGUAAUUGACGGCAUUUUACUUUCUUUAAGCAACCUGAGCUGCAAAAACAAUGGGAUGAUAGUGUUUUUCAUCGAAUUAUUAAAUUACCAACUACAAGUUUUGAAAUGAACACAAGAUGAUUUAUUUAAAUUUGUCUAUUUUGUUUAAGAGUUAGAAAUUGUCAUUUCUAUGCUAUUAUGGUUCGAUCAAUGCAAAAAAGAUUAAUAAAACAGCGUUA
This is a messenger RNA of Anopheles nili, 1717 nucleotides long. RefSeq names its product transcriptional adapter 3 (gene Ada3). The coding region runs from base 1 to 1500 and encodes 499 amino acids. The transcript is spliced from 4 exons. Lineage: Eukaryota; Metazoa; Arthropoda; Insecta; Diptera; Culicidae. Gene Ontology annotation, cellular component: SAGA complex. Gene Ontology annotation, molecular function: transcription coactivator activity. The record is from RefSeq and is a predicted model, not a curated record. Gene Ontology annotation, biological process: regulation of transcription by RNA polymerase II.